This is a messenger RNA of Oncorhynchus masou masou (cherry salmon), 1945 nucleotides long. It is a transcript of the gene ankef1b, whose product is annotated as ankyrin repeat and EF-hand domain containing 1b. Bases 21 to 1796 code for a protein of 591 amino acids. Gene Ontology annotation, molecular function: protein binding; calcium ion binding. Lineage: Eukaryota; Metazoa; Chordata; Actinopteri; Salmoniformes; Salmonidae. The transcript is spliced from 8 exons. The record is from RefSeq and is a predicted model, not a curated record.
CGUCUGGUCGUUCGGCCCUGAUGGAGGCAGCCAGGGCGGGAGCGGUAGACCUGGUCAGGGCCAUCCUCCAGAAAGGAGGAAACCCCAACGCUGUGGACAAGAAGAGGAUACACACUGCCCACCUCGCGGCAGAGGGGGGCUUCUUUGAGGUGAUAGUGGUGCUGUCUGCUUACUCUGCAGACUUGAGUGUGGCUACCUUGGACGGGAACACCCCCUUGCACUUGGCUGCAGCUGGAGGCUUCACUGAGUGCUGCAGGUUCCUGGCUCAGAGAGGCUGCAACGCCAAGCUGAAGAACACAGAGGGUUUCAUCCCCAGUCAGAUUGCCAAGAACAACAACCAGAAGCCAGCCAUGAAGGAGCUGAAGAAGGCAGAGCGUCUGGAGGUGAAGUUCUCCAAACCGGGCGCCGUCAAUCCCAAUGAGCUGUGGGCGCUCAGGCUGCACGACUGGUCCUGCGAGCACGAGGCGUCGCUUCGCACCGCCAUGGAGAUCGCUGAGGAGGCUGUGGGUCCCGUGGAGACGGUUACCCGGGAGACGUUUGUGGCGGUGCUGCAGGAUCACCGGGCGCCAGUGGAUGACGAGAACCUCCAGAAGGUGAUUCUGGAGCACGACAAGAAGCGCGAGGGACUAAUCAACGUGACUGAUUUCUUCAAAGGGGUGCGCUACCUCCAAAAAGCCUUUACUCUUCCCUCCUACGAGCCCAAGAAGAAGAAAGCCGGGAAAGGGGGGAAGGGGAAAAAGAAAGGUAAGUUCGUCCUCCCCAUGCCCAUUUGCAUUGUCCCUCCGGAGCUCAUCUUCCGGCGCGAGGACGGCGGGCCACCAAACUUCAUGGUGGAGAGCUACCAGCAGUUCACCGACACCAAGCGCUUCGACCGCGACCACCCGCCGGGCCACCCCAUCGAAGACGACUCAGCGUGGUACGUGGACGAGCCGGAGAAAAUCUAUAUCAACAUCAACUACUGUGUGAAGACGGGGGACCUGGAGUCUCUGAGCCUGGCCUUCAGUCAGGGGGUCCCUGUGGAUGUGAAGGACUGCUACUAUAAGACGCCCCUGAUGACCGCCUGCGGGAGCGGGAACUACGAGGUGGCCAAGUUCCUCAUCAGCCUGGGUGCUGACGUGACCGCGUGCGACCAGUUCAGUUGGACACCGCUGCACCACGCCUCCCAUGCAGGCCAGGUGGACAUCGUGGACCUCCUGGUGCAUUCUGGGUCAGUGGUGGACGCUGUGGCCAUGAAUGGAGCCACGCCCCUUAUGAGGGCCAUCGAGAGCUGCAGACCAUGCUGUGUGGACUACCUCAUCAAGGCCGGAGCCAGGGUGCAGGCAGAGAACAAGAAAGAGCAGAAUUGCCUGGACAUUGCCAGAGCAUAUGGAGACAUCAGGAUAACUGAUCUGGUCCAGGCUAAGUUUGACAGCCUCCCCAAGUCCAAGGAGGGGAAGGGGAAGGGAGGAGGCAAACCUGUGGCCAAGCUAGCCAGUCUCGCUGCUCCUAAGGUAAAUAACUACCUGUCUGACUCUGUGUCUGCGACCUCCUCUGACACGACGGUGAGGAAGGUUUCUCUGAAGGACAACAUCAUCUUCCUCAACACCCAGAUCACCAGCGGAGCCACCAACCGCCUCGACAUCAGCUUUGUGCCAAAAACAGUGUGGGGUAAGCAGCUGACCAGCAGCCAGCUGAUUGAGAGGAAGGAGGAGAGGAGAGACCGUCUGUCCUACGAGGUGGACUUUGAGGACUUCAUGAUGCCUUUCAACCAGAACAUCAGGCAGAAGGCCCAGGAACUGGGAGGCCUCGACAACUGACACAGACAGGGUGUCCCAAAUGGAACCCUUUUCCUAUUAUAUAGUGCACUACAUUUGACCAGUGCCCAUAGGGCACAAACAUAGUGUUUGUCAGCAUAGUGCAGUAAAUGGGGAAUAGGGUGCCAUUUCAGAUGCAUGCAGAAAGAAAC